Molecule: messenger RNA, 1067 nt
Organism: Polistes canadensis
Lineage: Eukaryota; Metazoa; Arthropoda; Insecta; Hymenoptera; Vespidae
Exons: 5
Coding region: 25-948 (307 amino acids)
Source: RefSeq, a predicted model, not a curated record
UUGUGAUGAUUUUUAUUAGGUUGAAUGACGAUGGAUAAAAAUACAAAUUAUCAAGACAAAAUUCAUCGUGAAAGAGUCAUUUUGCAAAAGAAAGGACAUCACGUUGAAGUUUCGGGAGCCUAUAACAAAAGAGAACUUCGAAAACUUUUAUUUUCAUCUAUUUCUCUUUUACAAUCUGAUGACAAAGAUAGAACAGAGAGGAUUUUAAAAAAUAAUAUUAAACUGAGCCAAGUUGAUCUCGACGAGAUAAAAAAAGAUAAAAUCGUGGAAAUCAGUAAUGAAGGUGAACAAAUUUUGGAGGAUCUUCAUCGAGCAACGAGAGAUGCUAAUAAAAAUGAAGAUGCGAGAAAAAAUAAAGAACAAAAUAAUAUUCUGGAGAGCGGUAAUAAAAAAAAGAUAAAAGAAAAAUCGUUAGGAGAACAUUUACGUGAAAGGGGACUAAGUGAUGGCCUAAUCAAAUCUUUAUUAACUAAUGGAUUUACCGACGAAUAUAUCAGACUUUUGAAAGCCUUGGGUUUCUACGAAAACGAAAUAGAACAUUGGAAAUUAUUUUGGCAAAAGGAUUUUAACGAUUCAACGAAUUCCAUGGAAUCCGAUGAUAUUUGUGUCUCCUCGAAGUCUACAAUGUCCGAUUAUUAUUUUUCACCCGAAGGUUUUUAUUUAAAAUAUUUUUUUAGCGAUGCUUUAAUACGUGCUCUUCCAGAAAUUGCUAUGAAAAAACCUUACGAUCCGAUUGAGUAUCUUGGGUAUUGGUUGCUUCAUUUAAAGAUUUGCGAGGAACGUAGAAACAAGCAAAAAGAAUUCGAAAUGGAAUUAAUGAUCGAAAGAGAAAAAUACAAGAUGAUGAUAAUGGAGGAUCGAGAAACAAUAAAAAUAGAAAGCAGAGAUGAAGAAGAAGAAAAAGAAUUAACCGAAGAUUGGAACUUUAUAAAUUAUGAGAUUAUUUAAUAUCGUCUAAUAAAAACAAACAAAAGAACACACACAUGCCAGUUAUACUUUUUUCCGAAAGUAAAAAAACAAACUUGAAGAAGUAAAGAAGAACUUCAGAUUUUUUAAAUUUACGUAUA